AUGACAAGAAGAAAUAUCAUGGAAGAGCUAAUUUCUACAACAACCUACUCUGGAAUCGUAAAGUCUUCUUCAUAAAACAAAGUUAUUAGCUAAGAAAUAUUAAUCAAUCUUCAUAUAGGCCAGGAAUAUAUUUAAAAUUACACAUUUGCUUCAAAUAUAUCUACCGAUAAAUUAGUUAACAUUUUAAAAUAAAAAAUUAAUAAUAUCGAAGUAAUCGCUUUCUAGUCAUUAGAUGAUAAUAUUUAACUUGACUAUUACUUGUCCUUACCAAAUUUAGUUAUGGAACCUUUUGUAAAUAAGACCAUUAGAUUAAAACCCAUAAUAAGUGCAAAUAAAAAUAAAAUCAACCUAAAUUCAUUUUAAUUUUUAUCAGUAAUUGGAAGAGGAGGAUUUUCAACUGUUGUAUUAGCAAGAUCAUUAAUUAAUGGUUAAUUUGUAGCACUGAAAUUAAUUAAUAAAAAAUUUAUUGAAUAAUAUCAAAAAUAAGAUUUGGUAAAAAAUGAGAGAGAUAUUUUAAUAUAAACGACCUAUAGAGGAGCCACCUUCACCAAUAGAAUAGAGCAUGCAUUUGAAACAAAAAAUUAAAUAGUGUUUUGUUUAGAUUACUGUCCUAGUGGUGAUUGUUCAACCUCAUUAAAAAGUCAUAACGAUUAUCAGAAUAAUAGGCAAGAUUCUAUAAUUGAAGUUAUUUUGGCAAUUGGAUUUUUGCAUAAUGAACAAAUUAUAUAUAGGGAUAUAAAGCCUGAAAAUAUUUUAAUAGAUUCAAAAGGCCAUAUUUAGUUGGCAGACUUUGGUUUAGCUAGUCCAAAUAUGAAUAAAGAUGGCUGCGCUUAUUCAUUUUGUGGCUCACCUGAAUAUAUGGCCCCUGAGAUGUUUUAGAACUCUGGUCAUACUUAAUUGCUAGAUUAUUAUUGUUUAGGAUGCCUACUAUAUGAAUUUGUCACAGGGCUACCACCAUUUUAUGCUGAUGAUAAAAAUAUUAUCAAUAGGUUAAUAAAAGAAUAGGUUGAAUUUCCUGAAUUUUUAAGUAGAGAUAAAAUUUUUUCAAACAUAUCUAAGACCUUAUUAGACAAUUAAUGAUUAAAAAUCCUUCUAAAAGAUAAGGAGGCAAAAAUGGAAUAGAUGAAAUACUUUAACACAGAUGGUUUAAAAAUAUAGAUAUAGCUUAAUUUGUAAAUAAGGCUAUCAAACAACCUUUUAUUCCUGAUCUACAAAAGUUAAAUUUAAAAUCAGUGAAUUAGAACGAUAAAUAAUUUCUUGGGUUGAUGUAAAGAGAAUAGAAAUAGAAUGCAUCUUUCAAAACAAUGUUUUCUAGCGAUUUUUAUUUUUCAAAUAACCUAGAAACAGAUAAAAGUAUCUAAUUUUCAAAAUCCAUUAUAGAAAACCUUGUUAAAAAGACUUUAGUCAAUAAAUAAUGCUUAACAAAUCUUUAGUUACAAACAUCUUCUCAAAUAAACAUUUACUAAUAACAAAUCCAAUCCUGA
This is a messenger RNA of Paramecium octaurelia, 1484 nucleotides long. The record is from the annotation of a GenBank genome assembly. NCBI's taxonomy places the organism in Eukaryota, Ciliophora, Oligohymenophorea, Peniculida, Parameciidae.